UCUCUGAUAAACCCUCCUAUCUUGUUUUGACAGUUGCACUAUAAAAUCGCUCCAACGACGUCACGUUUGUAUCAGCCGCCUUGAAAGACCCCAGAAUUGGGGGGAGAAUUCCUGUGAAGUGAGGUUCGUCAUUUUGGUGCUGGCCCCUCCAAAAAUGAAAAGUACCAAAACGGCAACCGAAGUGGGCCGGACUUUUGCCACCAUGUUUUCGGACAUCACCUUCCGACAGAAACUCCUGGAAACCAAGACGGAGGAAGAAUUCAAAGAGGCUUUGGUCCACCAGCGUCACUUGCUGAUGGUGGUCAACCAGAGGCCCUCGGCAGUGACCGGCGACCACAAGGCUCAUGGUUCCAAACCGCUGAAGCUGCACGAGUUCUGCAAUGUCGGCAAAGGGAUUUUUGAUGACAUCGCACGGAGGUUCCCAGUCUACGCUCUGGAUUUCACCGACGGCAUCAUCGGCACCAACAAAGCGAUAGGGAAAUACAUCACCACCAUGAUCUUCCUCUACUUCGCCUGCCUCCUGCCCACCAUCGCUUUCGGCUCCCUCAAUGACGAAAACACCGAGGGGGUCAUCGGUGAAUUUUAUUCCAGGUUGGUGAAGGGGACAGCUUAUCACUGGGACCUGCUCCUGGUAGCACUGAUCAACACGGGGCUGUCCGUCUUUGGACUACCCUGGAUCCACGCGGCCUUUCCUCACUCACCGAUGCAUGUCCGGGCCCUGGCCUAUGUGGAGGAAAGAGUUGAGAACGGACACAUCUAUGAGACGAUUGUGAGCGUGAAGGAGACGCGUCUGACCACGUUGGUGGCCAACUCCCUGGUCGGCCUUUCUCUCCUGCUGCUCCCUUUCCCCCUCCAGCUCAUCCCGAAGCCCGUCCUGUAUGGACUCUUCCUCUACAUCGCCCUGACCUCCAUCGAUGGGAACCAGCUGUUCGAGAGGGUGGCCCUUUUGCUCAAGGAGCAGACGGCCUACCCUCCAACGCACUACAUCCGCCGAGUGCCCCAAAGGAAGAUCCAUUAUUUCACCGGCCUGCAGGUCGUCCAGCUUCUGAUCCUCUGCAGCUUUGGGAUGUCUCCUCUGCCCUACAUGAAGAUGAUUUUCCCGCUCAUUAUGAUUGGAAUGAUCCCGAUCAGGUACAACCUGCUCCCCAGCAUCAUUGAAGCGAAAUAUUUAGACGCCAUGGAUGCCGAACACUAACCACACAAGGAUCUUCAUCCUGGCGGCGUUUCGUCCCUUGUUUUGGCCUUCCAGAACGGAUAAGGGAGCCGCCCGUGCGACCGACCGACCGACCGGCUCGUUUGGACGUUGGCUUGUUUCUGCAACCGCGGGGCAGAAACCUGCGACCUUCUUUUAGUACUGCACUAUAAACUCCAACCGAAAGUCCUGACCCCCAUCGACCGACCAAGUUGUGUCCCCCCCACUCCCUCCCCGUUUCAGGGUGUGAGGAGGGAGGGGGGGAAAAACGACACAAGAGGGACAAGCAAGGAGACCUCUCCCCUCUUUUAUAGACGGAUCACUCGAUUACGCUCCGGAUCCCUUUUUCGUUGGGACGUGAAUUCUAUGCAAAUUUCGGGAGCUCCGUUGUCCAGCCAUUUGUGGUCCUUGAACGCCCGUCAUCUUCCGGAUGAGACGUACCCCGUUGUCCCAUUCCCCCAUCCCCUCCCUCCAAACAAGGAGUUUGCUGGAGACACCGAGGCGUCCUCCCCGUUGGGGGUUUUCGGCCUCCCGUUCCAUCGGGGUCGUCUUCGCCCACGGCGAGGGUUGCGGAAGCGCGUUCCGGCGUAGCGCCCAAACCCAGCCAAAGAAACCCGAGACUGUUUUGGAGAGAUUGCUUUCCGGUCGACCACAGUGUGGCUUGGCCUGCUGGCUUCCCCCCCAGCAGUAGUCUCUCCUCCGACGUGCAUUAUGACUUUGAUCCUCCCUCCUCUUGGCCCGGGUAUCAAGUACUACCUUCCCUUUGUACAUAAAUAUACAUAGCGGGGAUCUAAAUUUUCUGUAUAUAUUUUGCAUAUCAAUACCGUGUCCCUGGAUAUCUGGAGGCCUGUCCUUUCCAGAGACGGGGAGGAUUUUUGUGCAAUCAGUGUUAACUCGUACUGUAACCGAACCUCGUUCGUUAUUUUCUCUCUUCACCCCCCGCCCCCAAUUUUGUUUAUUUUUUUAAUUCUUACAGACUGCUAUUUUGCGUUAUUAUUUUUCUUCCCCUUGUUUACAUGGAUCGCUGACAUGAUUUUUUCGGGUGGGUGGGGUGAUUGGGUUGGUUCUGGCCUUUUAAUUCCCAUCGCUCGGGAUUGCUGCUGGCGUUGGAGAGUGGGGGGGGGUGUUUGGGGGUGGGGUAUUCGAUUGGCUCUGGCCAGCUUUUCACAGCUUGGUGCCUUUCCAGUGGGUUGGUGGGAGAGGAGGUUUCGAUUCCCAUCGUCCACCAUUAGCCCAGGAGGAUGGGAACCUUUAGCCCAAGACCUUCCAAAGAAGUCUUUUUAAUUCCUAGAAAAGUUACCAAAGGUUUGGUCUCGUUGCUUUUUUUUUUUUCUUUUUUCCUCCCCCUUUGUAAUUUCUAUCACGGGCUUCCCAGUUUUGGUUUUUUUUUUUCUCCCCUCCCCACAAAAUCGUACUUCUGGAAUGAUGUUCAAAGUUUGUAAUUUUCUCCGGAUUGUCACUUGUUUUCUGCAUUGGGGCUGUUUUGUCCCCUUCUGACCCCUCUCCUUCAGAGGCCUGGAAAAAGACGAAAAGAAAAGAAAGAAAACACAUGUUAUAUUUGA
Notechis scutatus (mainland tiger snake) is the source of this 2754-nucleotide messenger RNA. NCBI's taxonomy places the organism in Eukaryota, Metazoa, Chordata, Lepidosauria, Squamata, Elapidae. The record is from RefSeq and is a predicted model, not a curated record.